Messenger RNA from Balaenoptera musculus (blue whale), 369 nucleotides. Its product is annotated as programmed cell death protein 5-like. The coding region runs from base 1 to 369 and encodes 122 amino acids. The transcript has 2 exons. The record is from RefSeq and is a predicted model, not a curated record. Gene Ontology annotation, cellular component: nucleus; cytosol. Lineage: Eukaryota; Metazoa; Chordata; Mammalia; Artiodactyla; Balaenopteridae. Gene Ontology annotation, molecular function: DNA binding.
AUGGUGGGGCACAGAAAGAAUUUAAUUGUUCCGACCCAAGGGUCUGCCGUGUGCCAGGACCCUGGCGAUGUAGCACAACAGGAAGCAAAGCAAAGGGAAGCAGAAAUGAGAAACAGUAUCUUAGCCCAAGUUCUGGAUCAGUCAGCCCGGGCCCGAUUAAGUAACUUAGCACUUGUAAAGCCUGAGAAAACUAAAGCAGUAGAGAAUUACCUUAUACAGAUGGCACGGUAUGGACAACUAAGUGGGAAGGUGUCAGAACAAGGUUUAAUAGAAAUCCUUGAGAAAGUAAGCCAACAAACAGAAAAGAAAACAACAGUUAAAUUCAGCAGAAGAAAAGUAAUGGACUCUGAUGAAGAUGACGAUUAUUGA